AUGUCAAAGCGACAGGAGCUGGACGAUCCGAUCGACCACCAUCCCUCCACCAAAAGGGCCAAGGAAAUCGACGCCAAGCCUCCCUACGAUGAGCUGAAGGAUCUGCUCGAGGCCCAGACAGCCGACAUCAAAACGACGAACGUCUUGCACUGGUUCCGUUCUCAGGAUUUGCGCACUCAGGAUAACAAGGCCCUACACGACGCAUUUGAAACCGCCAAGGAGGCCUCUGCGCCGCUCAUCUGUGCUUAUGUCAACUGUGAGCCAGAACUGAUCUGGCAUGGCACUAGUCCCGCAAGAUGCGACUUUGUCAACGAGACCUUGACACUAAUGCAGAAGGAAUUGAAGGAGAAAGACAUCCCGCUUGUAUUUCUCGAGGCAGCUGAGCGCGAUGAGAUCGUGCCCACCAUCACCAAGUUCAUCAAAGAUCACAAGAUCUCCCACGUUUUUGCUAAUUACGAAUAUGAGAUUGAUGAACUCCGUCGUGAUAUUAAAGUCCUCCAGAACGCCAAAGACAACAAGUAUCAGGUCAGCCUCCGCCACGACCAGACCAUCAUGGAACCAGGCACCAUGGUGACGGGUGCAGGCAAGCCCAUGAAAGUCUUCACGCCAUACCAUCAGUCUUGGCUGGGCGAGAUUAAGGACGACCCAAGCUUGUUAGACCUGGUGCCCGCCCCAUCGAAGCAGCCAGGCGAUAAGAAGGGCCUCAAAGAUUUGUUCGACAGCAAGCUCCCCUCCUUGCCCAAGGAGAAGCAGUUUGAAUCGAACAAGGAACGCGACCGCAUUAGGAAGCUGUGGCCGGCCGGGCAUGAUGCUGGAAUGAAGAGGAUGAACGAAUUCAUCCAAAAGAAGAUCGAGAAGUACGCCUCAACAAGAUCAAAUCCUGCCAAAGAUUCGUCGUCGAGAAUGUCCGCAUAUUUCUCCUCCGGGGCGGUCUCUAUGCGAGAGGCGGUCUCCGCGGUAAUGAAGCACAACGACGGAACUUCCGACUUCUCGCAGAACGGAGCUUCAGCAGGAGUGGCAGCAUGGGUACGGGAAAUAGUGUUCCGAGAGCUCUACAGACAAACGACGCUUACAACUCCGCACACCGCAAUGAACAUGCCACAGAAUCUCAAAUUCGAUUUCGUCAAAUGGGAAGACGAUGAAGAGGGAUACAAGCGCUGGGAAGAAGGCACGCUCGGUGUGCCCUUUGUCGAUGCGGGGAUGCGACAGAUCAAGCACGAGGCGUAUAUGCAUAAUCGCCUACGAAUGAACGUGUCGAGCUACCUCUACUGCAAUCUUCUGAUCGACUACAGGCGCGGCGAGCGCUACUUCGCAGAGACACUGAUUGACUGGGAUUUGUCAAACAACACUCAAGGCUGGGAGCCUUCAUAUACGGUGUUCAACCCCAUCAGCCAAGCCGAGCGCAAUGAUCCCGAUGGCGACUAUAUACGGAAAUGGGUGCCAGAGCUAAAAGAUGUGCAAGGCAAAGCAGUCUUCGAUCCAUUCCAUCGCCUGAGCAAGGAAGAAUUCAAGAAACUUGGCUAUCCUGAGCCAUAUGUAGACUGGAGCGAGACCAAACAGCGCGCUAUGGAGCGGUUCAAGAGUGAUAUGAAAGAUGCCGAGCCUUGA
Cyphellophora attinorum is the source of this 1608-nucleotide messenger RNA. Its product is annotated as Deoxyribodipyrimidine photo-lyase. The coding region runs from base 1 to 1608 and encodes 535 amino acids. The transcript has a single exon. Gene Ontology annotation, molecular function: DNA binding; FAD binding. Lineage: Eukaryota; Fungi; Ascomycota; Eurotiomycetes; Chaetothyriales; Cyphellophoraceae. Gene Ontology annotation, biological process: circadian regulation of gene expression; entrainment of circadian clock by photoperiod. The record is from RefSeq and is a predicted model, not a curated record. Gene Ontology annotation, cellular component: nucleus; cytoplasm.